AGUGCUACAUCAGGAUUGGAGCAGUUGAAGAGCAUUGUACAGGCCAGGCUGGAUGAGCUGAAGAUCCUCGUUCAAAAACCCAGUGCAACCCCUAUGGAAGUGGUGCAGAAGGCCACCAGCAUGAGUGCUGAGCAGGGGGAGAAAAUCAUGGGCCGUGUGGAGGCGAUGACUGCUGAGGUGGCAGGUCUGCGCAAGCAGGUCGACAUCCUACAUGGAGCACUUACAGAAGGCUUGAACCAAAUUGGAAAGCUGACAACAAACUCUGAGAAGCUGAAGGGAGCAGUGUCCAACGUCCAGGGCUUGGUGAUAAAGGUUCGUGAUGCAGUGUUGGCAAGAGGUGGUACAGAGGACAUGAAAAAGGCAGAGCAGUCGAUUGCUCCUCGGACAAAGGCACUGAAGGUUGCAGAGAAUUCGACACUCCCAACAUUCCCUUCUCCAGAUGGCAGCCGUGGUGGUGUUGAUGGAAUCCAGGCUGAUAUUCAGGCAACAACGUGUGAAAACGGGAUUGAUAGUGAGGCAGGACCACCAGUGGAUAUGAUGUGUGCAAGACUGCGCAGUUGUCAAUAA
Molecule: messenger RNA, 567 nt
Organism: Ostreobium quekettii
Lineage: Eukaryota; Viridiplantae; Chlorophyta; Ulvophyceae; Bryopsidales; Ostreobiaceae
Source: the annotation of a GenBank genome assembly